CAUGGCCGCCGUGCCGCCGCCGCCGCGCUGACCCCUGCCGGCCGCCAUAGCCGGCGCUUCCUCUCCAAGAUGGCGGCGCCCAGCGGGAGGAGCGGCCGGCGCUCGUGGGCCGCGCUGGUGCCCGCAGCUCUGCUGUGCCUGGCGGCCCGCGCGGCCGCGGAACCGGGCACGGCCCCGGGCGCGGCCCCGAGCACGGCCGAGUUCGACGUGCGGCCCGGCGGGGAGGUUCACUCCUUCUCCCGGAGCCUGGGGGAUCUCGGCUGCACCUUCACCUACUCGGCCCAGGGCGGCACCAACGAGCAGUGGCAGAUGACGGUCGGAGUGAGCGAGGACAACGGGCUCUUCUCCUGCUCCAUCUGGAGGCCCCAGGGGAAGUCUUAUCUCUUCUUUACCCAGUUUAAAGCUGAAGUGAAAGGAGCCAAGAUAGAGAAUGCCAUGGCUUAUUCUCAGGCUGCUGCGGGUGCCCUGAGCGACGUCCCCUUGAAGCAGGAGGAGUUUGGGGUCACUGAAACAGCAGUGUCUCACAGGGAAGGCAAGUUCCGUUUCGAGCUGUCCAAGCUCGUGAUUGUGGCAAAACCCCCCCGAGACGAGCUGUGAGGCCAGGCCAGCCCUGCCAGGGGGCACGGCCACACCAGCACGGCAGGGAAGGCAUUUCCUGCUCACCUGCAGGGUCGUUCUUUUGGUUGGCCAAACCUUUUGUGUUUUCCAUACUGAGAUGUGCUGGGGACCCACACGAGUGGGGCUUGGAGGGCUGGGGACAGGUUUGUUCUGCCUCGUGUCAGAGUGACCCCCUGCUCCUCCUGUGGCCCUUCCUGCCUGGCUGAGCAGGGCACAGCUCCCUGGAAAGGGGCUCCUUAUCUGCCUGCCUGGGAAGAGCAGGGCAGGGAGAUAAGUGGCUGCUCUUAAGCAGGGCUUGCUGAAGGGGAGUUGUUAACUCUGUACUCUCUGGAGGGGAGAUGGGAUUUCUCUCUCCACCAGCGUGACAGGAGGAAAUAAUUAAUUUAGGGGGAGGGAGGGAGGGGGUUGGCCAAAGCUCUGAUUCCAUGGUGAGUGUUGGGGCUGGGGGAAGGCAGAGCAGCUUAUUCUGACAUAAUCAGGAGUCAAUCCAGGCAGCAGUUCCACGUGUCAGCACAACCACAGGACUAUUUUAUACCUACAGAAAAGUGAUUCUUUUCUUAUCCAGAGUAAUAACAGGGAAUGUGCAAUUCCUUUCCUGUGUAAAUACAGCACCAAUAAAGAAAUAAAGCAUC
Messenger RNA from Onychostruthus taczanowskii (white-rumped snowfinch), 1250 nucleotides. It is a transcript of the gene MYDGF, whose product is annotated as myeloid derived growth factor. Gene Ontology annotation, biological process: positive regulation of angiogenesis; positive regulation of endothelial cell proliferation. The record is from RefSeq and is a predicted model, not a curated record. NCBI's taxonomy places the organism in Eukaryota, Metazoa, Chordata, Aves, Passeriformes, Passeridae. Bases 70 to 597 code for a protein of 175 amino acids. The transcript is spliced from 6 exons.